Molecule: messenger RNA, 1735 nt
Organism: Fomitopsis serialis
Lineage: Eukaryota; Fungi; Basidiomycota; Agaricomycetes; Polyporales; Fomitopsidaceae
Product: LuxS/MPP-like metallohydrolase
Exons: 2
Coding region: 93-1661 (522 amino acids)
Cellular component (GO): mitochondrion
Molecular function (GO): metalloendopeptidase activity; metal ion binding
Source: RefSeq, a predicted model, not a curated record
GCCUUUUUUUGUUCACGGUCAUAUGCCGAGCGGUGUGCUUACUCGCCGUCGAGUCUCGACACCAUCCUGCUCCUUCUUCGACCACGACCUCCAUGCGACGAGCAACAUCCUCUCUCCUCCGGAGCAGCUUGCGACGACAACGACGAGCGUAUUCCGUCGUUUCUACCGAUGCCAAUCCGCCUGUGAAGAUCACUGCCCUCCCAAACAAAAUCCGUGUCGCAACAGAGUCGACACCUGGGCAUUUCUCGGCAGUAGGCCUCUAUGUCGACGCAGGGUCUCGCUAUGAGACACCGUCAACGUCGGGCGUGAGCCAUUUCCUGGACAGGAUGGCCUUCAAGACCACCAGCUCCCGGUCGGACGAGGAGAUGGCGCAAGCCAUUGACAAACUUGGUGGUCAGAUCCUGUGCUCGUCUUCGCGCGAGUCCAUCAUGUACCAGUCGUCGCACUUCCACGCGGCGACGCCUCUUGCAAUGUCUCUCAUUGCGGACACGGCGCUGCAGUCGUCCUUCCUCCCCGAAGAGAUUGUCGCACAACGAGAGGCCGCUCGCUACGAGAUCAGGGAGGUGAGUGCAAAGCCAGAGAUGAUACUCCCGGAGAUUCUCCACGAGGUCGCGUACGACGGCAAGACACUGGGGAACCCGCUGCUCUGUCCCGAGCACCGAAUCGACCUCAUUGACCAGCCGACCCUGAACGGGUUCAUGAAGCAGUGGUACCGUCCGGAGCGUAUGGUCAUUGCAGGCGCGGGCAUGCCGCACGAGGAACUGGUCGAGCUCGCUGACAAGUACUUUUCGUCAUUAACCGCCUCACCCUCACCAUCUACAUCCUCCUCACGGUCGUCUGCACAACAAGUACCCUCGCAGCUUCUGCACUCCUCUUCGACACCCACACCAUUCAAGUCGCUCACCCGCGCAGCAUCCUCAUAUCUCUACCCCACGUCUGGCGUUGAUGCCGCACUAAGUCCGGAGUCGUCCGCUGCGACGUACACCGGCGGCUCGCACUUCAUCCACAACCCGUCGUCCGAGUUCAACCACGUGUACCUCGCGUUCGAGGGCGUGGGCAUCCACGACGACGACGUCUAUACGCUGGCGACGAUGCAGGUGCUGCUCGGCGGCGGGGGCAGCUUCUCCGCGGGCGGCCCGGGCAAGGGCAUGUACUCGCGCCUGUACACGCACAUCCUGAACCACUACCCGCAGAUCGACCACUGCGCGUCGUUCCACCACAUCUACACGGACUCGUCGCUGUUCGGGCUGUUCGCGUCGUUCGUGCCCGCGGCGGGGCGCCACUCUGCGGGGAAUACGCCCUCGCAGAUCUUCCCGCACCUCGUGCACCAGCUCUCGCUGCUGCUGUACACGCCCAUCAGCGAGACGGAGCUCCAGCGCGCGAAGAACCAGCUGCAGAGCAGCCUCAUGAUGGCGCUUGAGAGCCGUGCCGUCGAGGUGGAGGACCUCGGCCGCCAGGUGCUCGUGCACAACCGCAAGGUGCCCGUCAGCGAGAUGUGCGCGAAGAUCGACGCGGUGAGCGCGAAGUCGUUGCGCAGGGUCGCGCAGAGGAUCUUCAGCCCGGAGCAGGCGAAGCGCGCUACGGUUGUCACCAUGGGUCGGGAGGAUCUUCCGGACAGGGAUGCGACGCUGAGGAAGUAUGGCGUCGGAGGCGCGGUUUGAGGGAGGGGUCGUGCAUUGUAUCAUGUUAUCAGUACAACAGUCAACUAAUACACCGCACAUAUCACGCGUACAAU